GCGGCGGUGGAACAUAUACGUUUACAUCAAUUAUUGUAAUGUGCAGAUCCCAUAUUUUCGGAUGCCAGAUAGGAAGAUUGCCCCACUAACGGCAUAAAGUCGUUAAUGGUGGGCAUUUAGCAACAGAUAAUGACUUUUGGAUUCUAAGAACUUAUUAGUAUUGAGAUAACAAAGCCAUCGGUUUGAACUUUUGACACAAAGACGAUCAACGAUAAGGAAACAAGCAUGGCUUAGUUCAAGCAAUUUAAUGAUGGAUUGGAUUAGAAUACAGUGUCUCGUUUUUGUGUUGAAUGUUUGUGUGAGAACUGGGAAUUUACAAGAAGCACCACCAAACAUACGCAACCAGAACUUGGAAGCUGAGAAAAAAUUAAGUGAAUAUGUCAACGUUAUCAUCGAGCAUUAUAAGCAAACAGAGCCAGUGGGUAUUCCUGGCGCUCCCAUACCGGACCCUCUCUCCAUUCCACCCAUGAACCAGUCGUUCUCUAUUGGUAGAAUGAAUUUUAAGGAUGUUGAAUUAUAUGGACUUAAAAAGUUCAAGAUCGACCACGUGGUGGCUGAUGUGGCGGCCAUGAAGGUGGAAGCGGCUUUAGUUAUUGAUAAAUUGGAUAUUGUGGGAAACUAUACCUUAAACACGUGGUUUUCCAGUGCGAAAGGAAAUUUCACGGUCAAGCUGACGCAUGUCUUUAUUAAAGCGAUGGCGACUCUGGAAGUUCAACGUAACGGCUCCCUCGAAGCCCAAGCCAUUGAUAUGGAUAUCACAUUUAAAGAAAUGGCGAUGGAUUUUAAAGGUCUUGGUUUUUUCGCUUCAAUGUUUCAGGGGGUAGUGAAUUCGGUAGGUUCCUUUAUGUUCGACUCCAUAAAACCGUUUAUACUGAGCGAGGCGAACAGCAAUGUGCGUAACGACAUCAACAAACAAGUUUCAAAAUUACCACAAAAAUUCCCCAAUUCGAUAUCGCCGUUUGAUGAGCUCGUUGCUGAAGCGCGGAAGAAAGUUAGAGCUUUAGGCUACGACCCUUUCAAGAUAGCUGACUACAACAACAGCGUCGGCGUUUUCGACGUAUACUUGAUGCAUACAUGGUUGUACGGGUUAUCCAGUUUUCACAGAACUAAGGACAUCGUUUUCGAAAUUCGCAAUAAUACUGUCCAUGCGUUGCUUGAAGUGGGAACCCAGAAGUUGCUUGGUACCACGCACUGGGAAAUAUCUCUGAUUACUGAACUACUAACCAGAGUUGGUACAGCGUCUUUUAGCGUUGAAUAUAUAGGGGUUCAAAUUAACGCCAGCCAGGCGAUGGACACCAGAAAACCACCUUCCUUGGACGACAUCCAGCUAGAACUCGGCAAUAUUCAAAUGAGGUUCGACGGUCUGGGUACCGCGGACUAUUUAAUAGAAUUUGGAGUAAACGUAUUGCCUAACUUGAUCCGCUACCAGAUCAUGGACGCGAUAGAGCGACCGAUCAAAUUGAAGAUUCAGGAGGAACUCGACAAAAUUAACGUCGAGGAAUUUAUAAGGACUAAUUCUGAGAAACUUGACGAUCCAAACGCACUUGCAGAUUUGAGCAACUUCUUAUAAAACCACAAGAAAGCUAUGAUCAAUAUGUAAUUUAUCAUUUGCUAUUUACUAUUGAAGAUAAGUCUUUCUUUUAAUUUAAAUCAAUAAAACGUUACAGUAACAGAGAUAUAAAGCUAUUUCCAAUGAAACUCCUAGCGUUUACAAUAAAAUAUUACGUGAAUAUUUUAUAUAGGUUUUUUGCACCGCCGUUCGACGUGAGAAAAACCCCUCACAUAUAGAGAUGUUACCAAAAUAAAAAUGUUGUUACCGGACCUCAUAUUAUCUUUACUUUAUUUUUAUAUGCUGCAAUUUUAGUACUUAGAAAGGUUACCAAAUUCGGAACACAUUUCUGACAUGACCAGCAAAAAAACCCAAGACCAACUUUUAAAUAGUCCAUUAAAAAAAAUCAUCUGCCAAAUGCUUAAUCAUUUUUGUCAAUGAUUUUUUGUUAAUUAUCGAAUUAAAAAUUGGGAAUGAAAUGACAAAAUUUUCUUUUGAGAAGAUACAACUCAAAUUGGGUACUAAAUGUAGUAUUUUGCCAAUUGCUUAAAAUUGACAAACUUAUGAAGUCAUAAGUACAUACUGCAUGACGGCCUAUUUUUUAUUAUCUUAGAAUCUGUCAAAAAUAUCGAUCAAACUUGGAGACAAAAGUUAUUUAGAUCCAAUUACACUUUGAAAACAUUAUAUUAUUUUAUAUUCAGUGUCUUUGAAUUCUUCGGAUUCUUACGAUCUCUAAGAUAUUAAGAAUUUUAUAUUAAAAGUGACGUCUGCAAGUCUAAAUAUAUCUAUGGAUUUCUUAUAUAUUUGAGGUUGAUUUUCAAAUAGGAAAGAGAUUUACUUUAGUGGUGAUCAAAAAGUAACAUUAAAUAUUUAAAUGAAAAAGUGUUGCUAUAUACUGAGGGGACCAAACAUGGCGGAAAAGAAAAAUUGAUAACUACAGAAACGUCAAUAUGAUAUUUUUAUGAAUAUUAUUAUAUAUUUUUUGUAAUAUGUAAUAACUAUAAGAAAAUACAAAGAAAUUGUUGUCUUUACUUUUUUCUAUAUUUUUUAUAUUUAUAACAUAUGGUAUUAUCC
Cylas formicarius (sweet potato weevil) is the source of this 2623-nucleotide messenger RNA. RefSeq lists its product as uncharacterized. Gene Ontology annotation, molecular function: lipid binding. Lineage: Eukaryota; Metazoa; Arthropoda; Insecta; Coleoptera; Brentidae. The record is from RefSeq and is a predicted model, not a curated record. Bases 248 to 1570 code for a protein of 440 amino acids. The transcript is spliced from 6 exons.